AAUUAGCUGACAAUACAAAUUGUCUGAAGGUAGAUAACUUAUGUCUGGUGGAAAUGUGCCGACUGAUUGGUCCACAGGUGCAGGUUGAUGUUAGCUUCGCUCUUGAUUCUACACUUAAUCAUUGAGAUUGCCCUAGCCAGAACAUGUAAAGGUCGAUGUGAGUACUACCACCAUGCUCUAACGCCAUAUGCCUUCAUUCCCUCUGUCCGCUCAAAGACUACAUCACAAUGUCUAUAUUCAGCGGAUUCGCGAGUGUCGCUACUCGCAGAAGAGCGGUUCUACAAGAUGAUAAUGGAUAAAUACGCACAGGUAGACCAGUUGCUGGCGAGCCACUCCGAUCCCAAUGACCCUUUGCAAUUGCGACUCAACUUCGUUGAAUGUACUUCAAAUCACAAGCUAGGGGAAAUGCUUAGGAAACAUAGUGAUAGCAAAAAACACGCACUUUCCGUCAUUGCUGAUAUGAAACGUCGCACGCCCACUCACCACCCAAAGUGCGACAAUAGCGUGCUCAGCUAUGUACACGCUCCAGAAGUUGCCAAAAACAUGGCUGAAGUAGGUUUUGACGUUGUUUUCAUUAACACUGAUGAAACCGUCUAUGGAGGACACGUAUCGGAAAUAUACGAAUGCUUCCUCGAGUUGCGGAAACUGGGACGUAGAAUUCGACCUGCCAUAGUCAUGAAGGAUAUUAUAUUGCACCCUAUACAAGUGGCACAGGCAGCUGAACUUAGAGCUGAUGGAGUUCUACUAAAUGGUCCAUUACUGGGAUAUACCCUUAAGAGUAUGUUAGAGGCAUGUGAAAAUAUGGGCAUUGAGGCUAUUGUGGAAGUGCAUACGGGAGCUGACGCACUAAAGGCUGUAGAUGCUGGAGCACAGCAUCUAAUGGUAAACCAGUGGGAUAGAGUAAGUAACCAGUUACGACCUACCAGAGCACUGGAGUUGAGGGAAGUAGUAGGCGAUAAAAUAACACUAAUCGCAGCUGGAGGGCUUAUCAAUAUCCAACAAAUACAUGAACUAGGUUUAAUUGGAUAUGAUGCAGUUGUGUUAGGCCGCAGGUUAAUGUAUCAAGAUAUUCCUGAAUUAGUACAACAAAUAAAAUCAUGGAAGGCACCAUGUAAGUCCAUACUGAGGAUGAGUAAAACGCUCUUCUUUGAUUUUGACUAUACACCCGAAAAUGGACUGCGUAGCAUCAAGUUGAAGCCAGACCAUACAACACUACUCAACGAGAUGAACGCGUUCUACAAUAAUGGAGAUGUAGAUAUGGCAGAACUACUGAAGAGCGUUAACAACGUAACCGACAAUAACAUCGAGCAGCUAAACUCUGAAACGGGUGAACAGUACCUAGAGAAAUUAAUCAAGGAAAAUGAUAAGGUAGUAACCAUUACAUACGGGAAUCCCGUUAAUACAUGCUAUGUCAAGAACAUCCUCUCAACUGUGGAAUCACCCGAUUGUAUGAUAGAUUAUGAUGAGGAACUGCGUAAAAUGCGUUUAUCACGUGAGGAAAGACGCCUUUUCGUAGAAUGUGAAAAGUGGGUUGAUCGGAAUAGACAUCUCUAUAAAACAAGAGAUGAUGCAUACGAUGCAUAUGCGUUGAACAACGCACUUGAAAUGUAUAACAAGUAUCUUAAAUUGGACAUUGAAAGAGCCUUACAGAUGCAUUCCAAGGAGUACAUAGAAGAGGUGGGUAUAACACUACGAGAGAAUUUGGAAGCUGCCUAUAAGCACGCACCCCGUGAUGAACAAGGGAAGGUCAUCCUCCCAAAAGAAAUGACGUAAUAUGUAUUACAUGAAUUAGA
Messenger RNA from Babesia bovis T2Bo, 1793 nucleotides. RefSeq names its product Indole-3-glycerol phosphate synthase family protein. Gene Ontology annotation, biological process: L-tryptophan biosynthetic process. The coding region runs from base 88 to 1773 and encodes 561 amino acids. The record is from RefSeq and is a predicted model, not a curated record. NCBI's taxonomy places the organism in Eukaryota, Apicomplexa, Aconoidasida, Piroplasmida, Babesiidae. Gene Ontology annotation, molecular function: indole-3-glycerol-phosphate synthase activity; phosphoribosylanthranilate isomerase activity. The transcript is spliced from 3 exons.